Messenger RNA from Tetrapisispora phaffii CBS 4417, 1053 nucleotides. It is a transcript of the gene NRG2, whose product is annotated as Nrg2p. The transcript has a single exon. Bases 1 to 1053 code for a protein of 350 amino acids. Gene Ontology annotation, cellular component: transcription regulator complex; PcG protein complex. Gene Ontology annotation, molecular function: RNA polymerase II cis-regulatory region sequence-specific DNA binding; DNA-binding transcription factor activity, RNA polymerase II-specific. Lineage: Eukaryota; Fungi; Ascomycota; Saccharomycetes; Saccharomycetales; Saccharomycetaceae. The record is from RefSeq and is a predicted model, not a curated record. Gene Ontology annotation, biological process: regulation of transcription by RNA polymerase II.
AUGAACAUCAAAAUGUACGCACAAACGCAAUAUUUUAGUCCACCUGUUUCUUCAAAUCUUAAUUCGUCAGAUCAAAUUAGAAAAUAUAAUACGUUGUUACCACAAUUUCACAACACACAAAGUAUAGAGCAUAAUUUAAAAUUAAAAUUGAAUAAAGGUAGUUAUGAUAACGCAGUUCCAUCUUCUCCUCGUUCAAAUGUAGGUUCAAUUACUUAUCAAUCUAGUUUGCCUUCAAUUAAUGAAUUAAAUCCUAAUGCCACACAAAAUUAUCAGCUCCUUAGCAGCAAUAAUAACAAUAACCAAAUACCACAUCUAACUCAUCCACCUUACAUCCCAAUUUCACAACAACAGUAUACCAACCAACCAAUUCACACCACAUACACUAAUGACAUUACCAACACCAACAAUAGCAUCAUGUAUUCAAAGCAAAGCUUUGUUACUGGAAACCCUUACAUAAAGACUGAUUACACUUCCAAUACAGCAUUAACUCCUCCGUUACAUUCGAUGAGAAACACUAAUUCAUACCGCUCAUAUACGUAUAACAAUAUGAUUGCUAGACCAAUCACUCCACCAAUGACCAUGUCUGCCUCUCCAUCUGUGAACACAUCUGUCACACAAAUUCUUCAAGUUCCAAAUAUUCAAACUCAAGCAAUUUUCUCAAGCACCGCUAACAGCAGCAUUCCAUUCGAAUCAAACAAUCAACCAUCAUUUUAUGGUGUCGAAAUUCAAGAGAUUUUGAAGAAGAACAUAAAGGAAAUGACAAAAGAAGAAAGAUUAUUGACGAUCGAAAGGAGACGUAAGCACCAAUGUAAAAUUUGCAUGAAGAAAUUCACUACAGCAGGUCAUUUAACUAGACAUCAUAAGAUUCAUACAGGUGAAAAAAAUCACAAAUGUCCACAUAGGGGUUGUAAUUUAUGGUUUUCAAGAAAUGAUAACAGUUUACAACAUUAUCAGACUCAUUUAAAAAGAAAGACUAAGAAAAGAAGAUCCGAAAGAAAACCAACCAAGACAACAAAGAAAGUCAUUUCUAACAAAAAUGAGAAGAUUAAAUAA